Mandrillus leucophaeus (drill) is the source of this 1149-nucleotide messenger RNA. RefSeq names its product testis-specific serine/threonine-protein kinase 5-like. Gene Ontology annotation, biological process: microtubule cytoskeleton organization; intracellular signal transduction; protein phosphorylation. Gene Ontology annotation, cellular component: cytoplasm. The record is from RefSeq and is a predicted model, not a curated record. Gene Ontology annotation, molecular function: ATP binding; tau-protein kinase activity; protein serine/threonine kinase activity. Lineage: Eukaryota; Metazoa; Chordata; Mammalia; Primates; Cercopithecidae.
AUGAGAAGACGUACGCUUCGAGGGCACAAUGCAGUCCCAGCAAGUCUUCAGAAGCGUGGCUGCUGCCUCAAGAAGGACGCAGUUCCCACCCAGCGCCCCCCACCUCCCUGGCCCCUGCCCUCUGACACAAGUCAGGCCCAGUCGUGCCCCCCAAGACUGGUGAAACUGGACCACUACACCCCCUCCCAUGCACUGCCCUCCGUGAAGGGCAGCAGCAGGCAGAAGCUGGAUCAGAGAACCUUCACAGAGCAGAUACAUGAGGGCAAGGACAAUGGCUACCUGUUCCCCAAAGUGUACUUGGCAGAUGCCACCCACGAGUGCAUGCACCACAACCCCAAGCUGUCCUCUGAUCUGCAGGGCAAGCGCCACACCAUGAUAGCUGUCAAGAUCGUCUCCACAACCGAGGCCCCGGUGGAGUUUUCCCGCGAGCUCCUGCCCCGUGAGAUCCUAUCACUCAACACUACCUACAAGCACCUGAACGUGGUGCAGCUGUAUGAGACCUAUCAGAGCAGCCAGCUCGUGCCGGAGCUGGUGGCCCAGGGCGACCUGCUGGAGCACAUCAACGCUGCGUUGGACCACCUCUGCCACCCAGGGCUGGAGGAGAAGGAAGUCCUUGGACUGUUCUGGCAGCUGGUCAGUGCCAUGGCACACUACCACAGCAUGGGCAUCGCGUACCAGAGACAGCGGGACCUGAAGGGCGAGAACAUCCUGCUGGAUGACCACGGCCUUCUCAAGCUGACCGAUUUUGGCUUUGCCGACUGCAUGGGGCCCAGGAACUCACUGCUCAGCACUUUCUGUGACUCCCCAGUCUACACGCCCGAGAUCCUCAUGAGCAGCAAGUAUAGCAGGGAGCAGGCCGACCUGUGGAGCCUAGGUGUCAUCCUCUAUGCCAUGGUGAGUAAGAAGCUGCCCUUCAAGGAGCCCCAGCCCCACUGCAUGCUGCACCUCAUGCACUGCGGUCCCACCUUCUGGCCAGCUGUGAGCCCUCGCCCACAGUGCCAGGACCUGAUUUGGGGGCUGCUGCAGCUGUGUCCAAACACAUGCCUGGGCCUGCAGCGAACACCCUUUUCCUCAGUGCUGUGCCAGAGAAGCAGGUGCAGUCCCAAUUCCCAGCAUCCAUGGAUGACCUGGAGCCUGGUACAGACUUAG